Messenger RNA from Thecamonas trahens ATCC 50062, 243 nucleotides. RefSeq lists its product as uncharacterized. The transcript is spliced from 2 exons. Gene Ontology annotation, cellular component: membrane-bounded organelle. Bases 1 to 243 code for a protein of 80 amino acids. The record is from RefSeq and is a predicted model, not a curated record. Lineage: Eukaryota; Apusomonadida; Apusomonadidae. Gene Ontology annotation, biological process: protein N-linked glycosylation.
AUGGUCCUGUCGGGCGAGAGCUACGCCUGGUCGCCGCCCCUCCCUCCCUCGCUCUUCACCACGCUGGCCUUUGUCCUCGCCGUCGUUGGCCUUGCUCUUGGUGCUGCCUUCUUCCUCCACCAGGUUACCACGGCUGCUUCCGCCAAGGGCCUUCCCGUUGAGCUUGGUCUUGCGGCUGCUGCCUCGGUCACCCUUGGUCUUGCUGGUCUCUUCAUCAUGCUCUCUGUCGGAAUCUACGUCUGA